This is a messenger RNA of Girardinichthys multiradiatus, 1756 nucleotides long. RefSeq lists its product as uncharacterized. The record is from RefSeq and is a predicted model, not a curated record. The transcript is spliced from 15 exons. Lineage: Eukaryota; Metazoa; Chordata; Actinopteri; Cyprinodontiformes; Goodeidae. The coding region runs from base 73 to 1722 and encodes 549 amino acids.
UCUGUUGCUUUGAUCUAGAUAACCGGUUUUUUCUCCCCCAGUUUUCUUCUGUUUUUCUCUCUGUCCACCAGGAUGCCACGCAAGGGACGACGCUCUGAGGCCGCCAAGAAGAGAUGGAGGACCCUGGACCAGGAGGACCUGCAGAGCAGCCAGCCGGACGUCGCCAAGCCCAGGACAUCCCCACCCACCGCGCAGGCUUGGACCCCCACCCAGUCUCCGGAGAAGAAGAUGUCCCGACUGCUGGAGUCCCCGGGCCAGGUGGUUUGCCAGGAGGAGCCCCGUAGGCCAUUGACCUCUCUUGUGUCAUGCCGUGGGACGGGGCGUCGCCAUCGCGUCGUGAAGUGGCCGUUUUCCCCUGUGACUUACCGUAGUCACAAGUUGGUCCUGCCAGCCGUGGUCCCGGAGAAGAGGUUUGUUCUUUUGGUUGGUGACUCCCAUCUGCGUGCUUACGUUGAUGAGUUUGUCUCCAUGCCAGAGGGCAACCUCUCCUUUGGGUUUCUUGCAACCCCCGGGGCCUCGGCGGACGAGUUGAGGCGUGAGGUGCUGGGAGCAGUUCUGCCUCGGACCCCCGAGGUAGUCUGUCUUCUGGCACCCGGCAACAACUUGGAAGCCAGAAGGACCGUGCAGCAGUCGGGCGCGGACUUCGAGGGGCUGCUGCUCGCCGUCGGCAACCUCUGCCCUAACGUGGUUGUUGUGGACUUUCCUCCACGUCUAACCGUGGAGGAAGACCACCAACAGCUGCUCCGGCAGGAGUACCACCGUGUGGCUGCUCGGAGAAAUGUUCGCUACCUCUCGGUAGUUGAACAUUUCCCGCGGAGCUGCUUGGACAUGUGGAGCAGGGAUGGCGUUCACCUGAGCGACCAUCCUGGGAUGGAGGUCCUUGCUCAGUUGCUGUGGGAUGCGUCCUACACGCAACUUGAGUUAAGUGCACCGACAUCUCCAGCUCCACCUCCUGCUCCUGUGACGCCUCCUUCCCCCGUGGUGAGACGUUCCCCCCCCAGGCUGGUUGUGGUCGGCGAGGUUCCAGCUCCGCGUCCUUCGGACCCUUUCGCUUGGACUGUUGUCCGUGGUGGCCAGAGGACGUCGCGCCAGGUCCAGAGGGGUGAUGGCUCUCCACACAUCACUGGGAGGAUGGUUGACCAACAGGGAGACCUGCUGGACUCGACCAUUCCCCCGAAUCCUGUGUGGUUCAGCCCAACGGUGCUGGAGGAGAUGGACCGGAUCGUUCCUGCGUCUGGCCGUGACGCUCCGUUACCGACGCGUGCUCUGAAGGGGAAGAAGAAAGCCAGUGUGAGACGUCGUCCACGACCCGAUCCCUCCAAGCCGAGACCGGAGGAGCUGCAGGUGGAGGGAGCUCCGACUGAGAGGACCAGGCCAGCCCGUCGCCAGCCCAGGAGAGCCGCCCCCACGUUGGAGGUUGAUGCCCCCGCCGAGUCCUCUCCCGCGCCUCUGGAGGACCAUGUCAGGGAUGACAGCUGCCAGGUGGAGGGAGCUCCGACUGAGAGGUCCAGGCCAGCCCGUCGCCAGCCCAGGAGAGCCGCCCCCACGUUGGAGGUUGAUGCCCCCGCCAAGUCCUCUCCCACGCCUCUGGAGGACCAUGUCAGGGAUAACAGCUGCCAGGCUUCUUCGUUGGAACCCUGUGCCAGCGGUCCGCCUGUCCAGACUGUGAGGGCCACACAUUGCCAGGCUGACUACAGAUACGUUCUUUUAAGCUCUUCAUAGUUCUGCCCUCAAACCUGAUGGGAGCUAAACCCAA